Molecule: messenger RNA, 727 nt
Organism: Dermochelys coriacea (leatherback sea turtle)
Lineage: Eukaryota; Metazoa; Chordata; Testudines; Dermochelyidae
Gene: TTC5
Product: tetratricopeptide repeat domain 5
Molecular function (GO): protein binding
Source: RefSeq, a predicted model, not a curated record
AUGGGCACAGCUGGCCUCUCAGAACUGGUCGAUGACCUGUACUAUUUCUGGGAUCACUACUUUGAAAGCCAUGGCGUGGAGGAUGCUGGGAGAAAGCAGCAAGAUGUGCUGGAGGAAAUGGAGAAGACACUAUAGCAGAUGGGAGAGAUAGAUGGCUGUUCCCAGGGCCCGGUCCAGGUGCUGAUGCUGAAGGGGAAGGUUCUAAACGUCACACCUGACUACAGCCCCCAGGCUGAGGAGCUGCUGGCCAAGGCCGUGAAGUUAGACCCAGAGGGUGAGGCCUGGAACCAGCUGGGCGAGGCCUACAGGGCGAGCCGAGGGGGCCGAAUUGAGGGCAGAAGAGGUAUGAGUGGGGAGGCAGAAGGCAGGGCUGAGGUGCUGACCCAGGCUCCGUGUCCACCCCCACAGUGGAAGAACAAGGUCUCGCUGCAGAACCUGUCCAUGGCUCUGCGGCAGCUGCGAGCUGAGAGUGCAGAGCAGCACGCCCAGAAUGUCAUGGACAGCAUCCAGCAGGCCAAGCUGGCUGUUCAGAUGGACAUGCAGGAGAGCCACUUGUGGUACAUUGGGAAAUACCAGCCUCUCGCUGUUCUUCAACACAGGCCAGAAUCCCAGUAUCUCCCAGCAGGCCCUAAGUACCUAUGCUCAGGCAGUAGGUGCUGCUCUGACUUCUAUUGGCUGCAAGGGAGCCCUGUGCUGCAGGGAGCAGGGCAGAAGUCUCAGUAGGGGG